Molecule: messenger RNA, 1510 nt
Organism: Budorcas taxicolor (takin)
Lineage: Eukaryota; Metazoa; Chordata; Mammalia; Artiodactyla; Bovidae
Gene: CIRBP
Product: cold inducible RNA binding protein
Exons: 11
Coding region: 123-1133 (336 amino acids)
Biological process (GO): positive regulation of mRNA splicing, via spliceosome
Cellular component (GO): spliceosomal complex
Molecular function (GO): RNA binding
Source: RefSeq, a predicted model, not a curated record
GCGAAGUAUAUAAGGCCAGGAGCACAGCGCCCCCCUCCUCACUCGCGCGUUAGGAGGCUCGGGUCGUUUUGCUGUUCUGUCCUCCCGCCUGCGCCAGGGACCUGCCCAACUCAGUGGCCACCAUGGCAUCAGAUGAGGGCAAGCUUUUCGUCGGAGGGCUGAGUUUUGACACCAAUGAGCAGUCACUGGAGCAGGUCUUCUCAAAGUAUGGACAGAUAUCUGAAGUGGUGGUCGUGAAAGACAGGGAGACCCAGCGAUCCAGGGGCUUUGGGUUUGUCACCUUUGAAAACAUCGACGAUGCCAAGGACGCCAUGAUGGCUAUGAAUGGGAAGUCUGUGGAUGGGCGGCAGAUCCGGGUGGACCAGGCAGGCAAGUCAUCUGAUAACCGAUCCCGUGGAUACCGAGGUGGUUCUGCUGGAGGCCGGGGCUUCUUCCGUGGGGGCCGGGGCCGGGGCCGUGGUUUCUCCAGAGGAGGUGGGGACCGCGGCUAUGGGGGGAGCAGGUUCGAGUCCAGGAGUGGGGGCUAUGGAGGCUCCAGAGACUACUACAGCAGCCGGAGUCAGGGUGGCGGGUACGACCGGAGCUCUGGCGGGUCCUACAGAGAUAGCUACGACAGUUACGCCUAUGGAAGCUGCAGCCCCUCGGAGGACAGAAGUGUUGUGCGCCCAACAGAACCCUCUGAGACGCAAGCCGCUCCCUGGGCUAGCUCAUAUGUGGAGAUAGUCCUGUCACCGAGGUUGAAUGGAAGUCAGUGUGACCCGGAGGAAGUGUGGCCUGAGAACAGUGUUGACCUGGGGUCCCUAUCCCAGGAGGGACCCUACCCAGGAUCGAGCCAGAGGCACGGAUGCCUGCCCUCGCAGCCCGUCGCCUGCCACGCUGUCGCUGUCGCCGCCGCCGCCCGUCGUGACGAACGGGAGCCAGCCGGGUGCACCGCACAACGACACACACCCGGGGCCACUGGGCUCGCCGGGCUCGCCGCUGCUGCGCUCGUUCUACGUGGUCACGGGCCUCAUCGUCGUAGCCGCUCUCUACUUCCUCAUCCGGGCAUUCAGAUUGAAAAAGCCACAGCGGAGGAGAUACGGGCUCCUGGCCAACACCGAGGAACCCACCGAGAUGACCUCAAUGGACAGUGACGAGGAGACAGUCUUUGAGACAAGGAACCUGAGAUGAUGUUUGGUUCAGGAAGGCAGCAUUUCCAGUGGCCCUGGGAGAAUGAUAAAAGGCAGGGGCCCUCCCAGUGCUUGGAACACCCCGCCUGGACCAGACAGCAUGUGUGGAGCCCUCCCAGCGCACUGGAAGCCAACUCAGCCCUCUCUGCAGACAGGACUGCCCAGGUUACCGGGUGGAAGCCAGAGGGGCAGCCCUACACAGGACUCUGAGGCCCCUGGCCAUGAUGUGACUUAUACCAGUCACCCUCUCUGGUGGGAAUGCGGCAGCCCUAGGCUGAGGCCUGGAAGGCGGGCAGGCUGGGUGUCCUGUCUGGGGGCACCAUUCUUCUGGGACGGGGACA